GGAUUCUGAUAAUGACUAAUUGUCUGAUCCAAGGAUUUGUAUGUUUAAGGACGGCAUCUGGCGCCGGUUAUCUGUAAUCUAGUGAUGAACCUUUUCAACUGAACUGGGACUAUAUAUUGGUCCUACAUGGAUGAGAUGCUUUACAUAACCCAUCUUGAUGGAUACUAGGCUGCUUGAGGCUUCUCAAACUGGAAAUGUCCAGCUUUUGCAUCAAUUGCUGAGAGACGAUCCACAGCUUCUGCAUAAUGUUUUGCUAGCUUCCGGAGAGAACCCCUUGUAUGUUGCUUCCGCUGCUGGUCAUGUGGAAUUUGUCGAGGUGGUUCUAGAGUUGAAACCAGCUUUGGCCAAAGUAUUCAACAAGGAUGGCUUUAGCCCCAUGGAUGUGGCAUCUGCCAAUGGCUAUCUGGAGAUUGUAAGGGCUCUGCAGAAAGCUUUACCUGAACUCUCCCAGGAUAAAGGAAAAGAUCGGUGGACUCCACUGCAUCAUGCUGCUAGAAGAGGGAGGGUAGAUGUUAUCCGAGAAAUAGUUUCGGCUUGUCCAGAAAGUGUUGAAGAUGUGACAAGACAAGGGGAGACUGCGUUACACCUUGUUGUUAAGAACAGCCAAUUUGAAGCAAUAAGAGUCCUGUUGGAAUUGGUGCGAGAAAUGGACAAGCUGCAUGUCAUGAAUAUGAAGGAUAAUCUUGGCAACUCAGUUCUUCAUGUAGCAACUUGGAAAAAGCAACACCAGGUGGUGGAAUGGCUAGUUGGCAUUGGAACUGCUCCAGGGGGUGUGUUGGAAGUAGACAGUGUAAAUCAGAGGGGUCUCACUGCUCUUGAUCUGCUACUACUUUUCCCUAGUGAAGCCGGUGAUAGGGAAAUUGAGGAGAUCCUUCGUGAUACUGGAGCUUUGAGAGCACGAGAGAGAGUCCAGUCUAGUUCUGAUGUACCUUCAUAUGCUCAAAACCAUAGCCAAAUGGCAUCAGAGACUCAUCAACAGCAGCCAAAUAAUGUGGCUUCGACAGCACUAGAUACAGUCCAUUAUAGUUCGGGUCAGAAUCAUAACCAAAUGGCACAACAGGCCCAUCAAGAGCAGGUGGCUCUGACAGCAAUAGAUAUAGUCCAUCCUAACCAAUUGGCACAACAGACCAAUCAAGAGCAGGGGGCUUCAACAGCAAUAGAUAUAGUCCAUCCCAGUUCUGAUGUGCCUUCACUUAAUCAGAAUCAUAACCAAAUGGCACCACAAGCCCAUCAAGAGCAGGGUGCUUCGACAGCGAUAGAUAUAGUCCAUCCGAGUUCUGAUGUGCCUUCACUUAAUCAGAAUCAUAACCAAAUAGCACCACAGACCACUCAAGAACAGCCAAAUAAUGUGGCUUCGACAACAGUAGCUCCAGUCCAUCCUGUUUCUGCUCAAAUCACUGGCUCUCCUAGUCAGAACCGCACUCAAAUUGGAUCACAGACUGAUCAAGAGGAGCUAGACGGUAUGGAGUACUUCAAAUUCAAAAAGGGUAUAGACCCCGUUGAUAAUGCACGUACCGCGCUGUUAGUUAUAGCUGUAUUAGUGGCUACAGCGAGCUAUGAAAUUGCACUCAACCCUCCAGGCGGUCUUUGGUCUGACACAAACUUGAGCACAAAUGGCACUGAGCCACCACACCUUGCAGGGACUUCCAAUAUAGCUUCUUAUUUUCCAGUUUACACCAUCUUUGGAGCCAUUUUAAACUGCAUUGGGUUUUCAGUUUCUCUUCACAUGAUCUAUGUCCUCACAACCAAUUUCCCCUUGCGGUUGGAGCUUAUUGUUUGUGGCCUUGCAAUGUACGUAACUUUCAUCAAUGGAUUGAUUACUAUUUCUCCAGGUGAGACCGCAGGUUGGUACUCACUGUUUGCACUUACGCCAGCUUUGCCUCCGGUGGUAUUAUUUGCUGCCAGAAGGAUUAGGAAACUUUGGAUCAAGCUUAGAGACCUUGCUGCCAGAACGGUUGGGAAACUUUGGAUCAAGCUUAAAACCCUUCUAAUUAGCCGGUGGCCGAAUUUGAGUAGAUUCAUUUAAUUUGAAUUAGAUUAUGAGUCAUGAGUCAUGACGACCAUCUCCAGUUAAUAAAAAAGCAACACAUUUCCUGGUUUCCAUGCUUUUCGAACUUUAAUUGCUACAGGUCAUCUUGUUCUUCUUGUAUGUGGCAGGAAUCAUUGUACUACUUAAAACACAAAGCAGUUGGUAGCUCUUUCAGCAGAUA
Messenger RNA from Rosa rugosa (rugosa rose), 2210 nucleotides. RefSeq lists its product as uncharacterized. The transcript has 2 exons. NCBI's taxonomy places the organism in Eukaryota, Viridiplantae, Streptophyta, Magnoliopsida, Rosales, Rosaceae. The coding region runs from base 158 to 2026 and encodes 622 amino acids. The record is from RefSeq and is a predicted model, not a curated record. Gene Ontology annotation, cellular component: plasma membrane. Gene Ontology annotation, molecular function: protein phosphatase regulator activity; protein phosphatase 1 binding.